This is a messenger RNA of Pocillopora meandrina, 34932 nucleotides long. The record is from the annotation of a GenBank genome assembly. Lineage: Eukaryota; Metazoa; Cnidaria; Anthozoa; Scleractinia; Pocilloporidae.
AUGUUUGGGCCUAAUGCGGUUCCUUUCCAUUAUUUGGAAGGUCUAAGACUAGCUUUGUAUACACCUGAUGAAAGCGAAAAAAUCAGUGUUAAAAAGUUAACGAAUCCUGAAACGUUUGAUGCGUUGUUACAUCCGAAUUUUGGAGGUCUUUAUGACCCAGCAUUAGGUCCUACAGAUAAAGAUGACUUGUGUGGAACAUGUGCACAGAACUACAUUUACUGUCCUGGACAUUUUGGUCAUGUCGAGCUUCCAUUACCAGUGUAUCAUCCAUUAUUUUUCAAAGAGUUAUUAGCGAUUUUGCGGUCGUCAUGUUUCAGGUGCGGAGAUCUUUUUUUUUCGAGAGCUGUCAUGCACGUCUUCUUAAGGUAGGUCAGAUGGAGUCUAUUACUCAUUAGCUUUGUGGGUAAAAGUUUCCUUUAGGCAUUGUUUUCAUUUAUGUUUCAACGUGAUGCCAUUUCAUUUUUUUUUCUGGCAUCAAAUUUAGGGCAAAGAUGAGAUUUCCAGUACAUGAAUUACAACACAGUAUUGACAUUAUUAUGCAGUUAAGUCCUCUUUGCACAAAUCAUUAGGGUAUGAAAACCCAAUGGAUUGCCCUGAAGACUUAAAAAUGCCUCUUUCUUUUCAAGUUACCCAAAAACAUAUGCCAUGUGUAAGAUUUCCAUUUUCUCUUGAAUGUUUUCAGGCAAUAUGGCUUCCCAGUAACUGAUCAGUUUGUUGUUUGUAGAGAAAUUCAAAAGAGAAGUAACAGGAAAGCAAUCAACAUAUACAAUGACUAAAUGCCUGGCAGCCAGGCAUGGUCUCAGAUAGACUAAAUGCCCAGCAGUAAAAAAUUUUCACACAAUUUUCAUGAAAAGGUUCUUUCAAACUUCUCAAGAGUAUUAGAUGUUUGAUAAGAAAUGUCAAGUGAUUCCAAAAAUUAAUAUGGUUUUUUAGUGGACAAAUUCUCCUAGUUUGUACAUACUACAAUAUCGCUCGGUUGUCAAUGUUCCAUGAAACCAGCCAGACCUUCCAAGCUUUAUAACAUGUUUGUGUGGUUCAAGCUUGAUUGCUGAAAAACCAAUGCAAUUUUUUAAAUUGCUUGACAUUUCUAAGCAAAUAUCUGAUACUCUUCAGAACUUUGAGGGAACCUUUCAGUGGCAUUAUGGUGAAUAUUUCUAACUGCUGGGCAUUUAGUCUAUUUGAGAACAUGCCUGGCAGUCUGAUCAGAAGCAUAGAAUUUCCAAGUUGUCGACAACCAAGUGAUAUUAUAGUAUGCACAAGCCUGGAGAAUUUGUCCACUAAAAAAACAAAUAAAUUUUUGGAAUCGCUUAACAUUCCUUAACAAACAUUUGAUAUUCUUAAGAAUUUUGAAAGAUUCUUUUGGCGGAAAUUGCAUGAAAAAUUUUGACUGCUGGGCAUUUAGUCUAUUUAAGACUGUGCCUGGCUGCUGGGUAUUUAGUCAGCCAUCAACAUAAACAUUACAAAAUCCCUACAUGAUGAAGAUUAACUCAUUGUGAAAGUUGUACAGGGCGAUUGUUAGUGCAGUCAAACUUGAUGCUCAAUUUAAUUGUUUGAAGAGAAAUCCACUGUUUCAGACUUUUGGGCACAUAAAUUUUAUCUGGAUAAGAUAAAGCUAGCACAUAAAUUUUAUCUGGAUAAGAUAAAGCUAGAGCCAAAAAAAUUUUGGUCCUUAAGAUAAUUUGUUUCUUAACCUUUCCACUGAUUUUACUUAUUCAAGUUGGUUCUUCUCAAAAUAGCACCUCAAAUUUUUGUUUCUACUAUUAAAACACUGAUAAAGGUCUACCCUAACCAUAAGUUUGAUGCUUUCUGCAAAGAAAAAGUCUCAUGAUGACAUGUUCCCCUAAUCUGAUGAAGCAGUCUAUCAACAUUAGAAGUGAAUUAUUAUGGCUUCCUAUAUCACUGGUGUCAUUCCAAAAAGUUAUAAGGUGGAGAAAAAUUGUGGCAAUAUCACAACUUCACUUUAUACCAACAAAUGUUGAUAUUCACUUUUAAGCACUUACUAAAAUAAAAACUCUGAUUGUGAAUGAUCUUUGAUGAUCAGCAAGCUAGAAACCCUUAAUUUUGCAGGAUCAGUUUAACUGUCACUAUAUUUUGUUGUGUCUUGCAGCCAGAUGAAAGUGUUAGAUUAUGGGUUAAUCACAGUUGCUGAAGAGCUUCAACAAAUUGCCUUUGGUACUCUGAAUUGUCCGGACCCCCUUGAUAAUGAGCAGCAAAGUCAGCCUGAAUAUAUGUGCAUAACAGCUGUGGAUGAAUAUUUAAGAAAGGAGUUAAAAAAUAUAGACAGGAAAGAAGCCAGAAGAGAAUCGACUGCUAAAAAUGUCACAGAUUGCAGGCAUCGAAUUAGCAAAGAGUUUAUGUAUACUCACAUGGUUAACAAAAGACGCUGUUGUCCAGGAUGUCAAGCACCAUCUCGGGAUGUUAGAAGUGAAUACAACAGUCGUGUAUUUUUAAAGGGUUUAUCCUUGCGAGAUGCAAAUAAGUGGGUUAACACUCAAUUGGCUAAUGCACACUUGGCUAAACAUGAUUCACUUUCAGUGACUAAUGACGCAAAUGAAAAUAGGGAUGAGAGAGGUAAUGGAGUUAAAUUAUUUUUUUGUUUUUUUUUAGUUGUUGAUAUUAUUUCAUGAUCACACUUUCCAGAAAUUUUGAUUAAAGAGGCUUUUCUUUACCAGUAUUUCAACUCUCAACUUUCCUUUCUUUUCUGUGAUAGUUUGGUUUGAAAAGGGCAAUGUACUUUUUUAAUAGCCAUGUCUCUGUGUUUGCUUUUAUGUAAACUUGUAUUCAAUGAUUUAAUAGUGUAUUAUACAUUUAUAGCAUCCAGUGUUUUUUGAAUUGUUAGACUGUAUGAUCAAUGAUGCUGAUAGUGAACAAAGUGUUUUUCAGUCAGAUGUUUUCCAGUGAAAGAAAAUUACAAUAACCUUAGUCUGCUCCUUAUCGUCAGUCUACCAGCCAAUGUUUUUUUCCUGUUCUUUAGAGAACACAAACAAUUCAGUUGAAGAUGCAGCUAAAGGAAGUGAUGCUGAUAUUAAGAAACUGUUGGCACAAACUUACCUAACUCCACUUGAAGUGCGAAAACAAAUUUUUCAAAUUUGGGAGAAACAUGGUGGAUUUCUUAGCAUUCUUUAUGGAGCAUAUCCAUCUCCAACAGCAAAACGGAGGUGCUGUUCUGCAGAUAUGUUCUUUAUAGAGAUCCUUCCAGUCGCACCAUCAAGGUUUAGACCUGUAAGUAUGUUCUCCUAGUUUCUUGGUCUAAUUGAUUAUUAAUCCUUCAAAGGACUGAUCAACUGAUGUCUAAGUGUAUCCAACAAGUGUCUGUUGAAGGUCAAUUAUGUGUUUUUACUAAGGGAAGUGCAUUGUGAAACUUACCAACUACAGGGUAAUGUAUUCCCCUUUGCUUUCCAGUAUUACAAUAGGCCAUGUUUAUUUGAUUUAUAGCAUGGUAUCUGCUGUUUCACAAGAAUUUUUUUUUACUUUAUGAUAUGUAGCUUUCAAAGGUUGGGGGAAAACAGUUUGAGAAUCCACAAACAAGAAACUUGAAGAAAAUCAUGGAAGACUGUGUACUUGUCAGAAGCUGCCUUCAGGAUUUAAACAAACCUCUACCUGAUGAUCAAGAUGCACAAAUAGAAAAGAGAAAGAAAUCUUUUGUAUGUAAAUUAUUUUUUCAAUAUUUCUAGACAUCCCUAUAAAAGAUUUUUUUUGAAUUUAUUUUUAUUACUAGCACUGUGAAGCCACACAUAAUGAAACAUUACAUUUGAAAUACUAACGGUACUUACAUUACUAUUUUACAUUAUUCAAAAUACAAAUGAUGAUAAUGAUAAUGGCAUAACACAGAGCACAUUAAUUUACUAUGAAUGCAUGGUUGACACACGCAAAAAAAACUAUUGAAUCACAAACACAAUUGAAUUUUAAAAUAUUUAAAUGCAUUAUUUAUAUGUGUAUGUGAGUUCAAGGAGAAAUUAUUAGAGAAAGUACAAACAAUAAAAAAAUGACAAAAUUAAAUAAAGAAAAUAAAUAAGUAAGGGAGGGGUUGGAAAUGUCAGCCCUGGCAGGACUAGAAGUAAUGCAAUCUGCUUUAAUGAUAUUCCCUGGAACAAUCCACUAUGUAAUGAUGUGGUUAUUUGUCAACCAUUGGUUUUACAAUCUGACUUAGAAUAUUGGUAUUAUUAAAUCUUAAUUCUAAGGGAAAGAAUGCUCCAGUUACUGUACCUGGUAAGACUGCCACUGAAAGACUUCACAAUGCUUGGCUCAAACUACAAACUGAUGUCAACUGCUAUAUUGACAGUGAUUUGGAUAGAGUAUCCGUCCUCAAAUUCCCAGGAAUCAGACAGGUAAGCUUCAGUAAUCUAUCUGUGAUAUUUUACACUUAAAGUCUGCUCCUAAGAGAAACACUUAGAUUUGUUUUCUUAGAGGUCUCAAUAUUUCCCUUGACUUGUGUUGGUAAAUAUUGAGACUUGCAGAAAAACAAAACCAACCUGUUUCUCAAGGAACCAAACAUUGGGUACCAGUACUUUGUUAUACAUCCAGAGGACAAACAUGGUAGACAAGAAAAAAAAAUGAAAAUUAUAACAGUGAUAAUCAUGACUGUAAUAGAGGGUACUACUCAGUACAGGUGAAAAUAACAGUAAAUAAGGGGUAAUAAACAUGGGACUUUCGGGACAGACUGCUUAAGGUAGGAUGAUCAAGCAUGUAAUAAGUUGUUGCAUAAUACAUGUUUGGCUAUAUAAAGUAGUGUAGUGUAUUGUAAGCAAGGCUAGACCCUAAAAUGUCCUAAAAAUGUCCUUAAUGGCAAAGAAUCUUAACCAAAAUUACUAAUAAAUACAAUUUAGUGAAUCUGAUACACCAAAAGAACUUUUAAGUAAAAUGGCUUGUCACAAGACUAUGGUAACAUGGAAACAAGGCUACACCAUAAGCUGCCUUAAAGCUUGUUAGUAGGUGCUUGAAAACUUACUAGGCCUUAAGCAUUACAUUCUAGGCUGCAAUCAGUUUUGUGGCAUUUCACCACCCCUAACGGCUGCACCACUUCACAAGUGGUAGACCAGAAUAUCAAGACCAAGCCCAGAAUAUCAAGACAAAGGUGGUAGGUACAACUGGAAAGAAGGUCAUGUUGCCUUGCAUGGGGCCCUACAAACCAGCAGCCCAGCUGCAAAUGGCUUGUCAGGACCUACAGCAUGUAAUACCAGUACUUCAUUACAGCAAAGUGCAUAAUGACCCAGGUGCAAAAAUUGGCACUUUCAGUGAGCCAAUAUUUCUGGAGGCUUUGCAGGUAAAGAGAAGCUGGCCUGUUGGAAAGUCUAGCAUCACAGCUUUUGCAGAUCUGGGUACAACCAUGCACCCUACAUCAAAUACCUAUGCCACUAUGAAAAAAUUAGUUUGCUAGCUGUAUCAGUCAAAGAUAUGCAUUGCAAGGGUGAGAGAUCUGAGAUUGCGGAAGAAGUGAGUCCAAUCGGAAAGACUACCCCCAGUGCAAGCUGCAUUAAAAGAAGUAAUAAUGCAAGCAAAUAACUUAAUGCUGAUAUGGAACAAUCUGACAAGGUACAAAACAAGAGCUGCUGUCCCCAGAGACUUAUGGGUUUUUAUAAAAGUAAAGCUUACCAGGUGUUGAAUACUGUGUUUGUUUCAUUUAAGAUAAGUAGGUUCCAGUAAUUACUUGACAACAACCAAUAACUGAUGUAGUUACUCUACUGCUCAAUCAAGUUAAGAGUUGCUGAAUGCUUAAGAGAGAUGCUCAACAAAGAGAUAUCAAUGUUAAAGGGUAGGACUUAAAUUCAAGAACAUUUAAUUGUGAAGAUAAUGGGAAUGGGCUUUGUGCUGACAGUGAUGAAGAAGACAACAUUGAACUUGUUGAUGACAAUGAGAAUGACGAUAUAAUGAUGAUGAUGAUGAUGAAGAGGAAGAAGAAAGUGAGGAGGGUGAUGGUUAGGAUGCCUUUGCCAAGGCUUAAAUAAUGUGGUGUAGACCAUAUUUAUCACCUAAAAGUUACCAAUAUGAGUCAGGUGAACUUAAACACAAAGAAGAAGUAAUUUUGGAGCAGAUUUGUUGCCGUUAACAACCAUCUUAAGGCGUUUUAAGGUUCAGCCUUGUUUCCUUGGUGAGACACAAGUAUCACAUUCUACACCCAUUGUAGCAAUUUUUGUGCAAAAAGUUACUCAGAUAAUACUAAAUAUGAAAAAUUUUGGUAAUGAUCUGUUUCCAUUAAGGAUGGUUUAAGGGGAUGGUAAGGUCUAGCCUGGUUUCCAUGUUAGGGUAAAAACAUCGUGUUUUAAGGCAAUCACAGCAGCGGUAGGUGCAUGUAACCAAACUGCUGAAAACAAUUUUCAUGUUCCUCAGUGUCCACUUAACACAUCUCGAUAAGUGGCUUUCUUUUUUAGCAAGAUUCCCACAGGAUUAUAAAUGCUCCCAGGCUAUUAAAUGGAUGAUUGGAUUAUGGUAAUAGUCUUAAAUGUUGUUACAGAUACUGGAAAAGAAAGAGGGACUGUUUAGAAAGCACAUGAUGGGAAAGAGGGUGGACUAUGCUUGCAGAUCUGUGAUUUCACCUGAUCCAUUCCUGAAUGUGGAUGAGAUUGGAAUCCCAGAGGUAAUAAAAAGUAGUUUAAGUGACUGAUUAGUUGUAUUUUUUCUCCUGUCUUGUGAUUUUUCCUGUGUAGAGCUUUGUAAAAAAGCAGAAACCUAAACCAUUCAAAAUUCCCUUGUUCACGAUUUGACAACUCAAAAACUAAUUAACCAAUGACAUUUUUUGAUAUUUCAACGGCAGCUAAAAGAGGAAGGGAACUAAUUUUGACAUUCUUUGAAAUCAAAGUAUCAACUGGAAAGUGUUUUUCUUAGUAUAAACCAAACAGAGUAGUUGAAAGUCUAUUUUGUAAACACCAAGAAUAAAAUUUCUCAACUUCUGGUUCUUGUGGUACUUAAGCUCCCUAAUGACUGAAAGAGUCGUGUUUAAACUGACUGAGAAUUUUGUAUGAAAUCAAGGGAUAUUGCAAAAAGGAAUUCAUUUUUGGUUACUCCAGGGAGUGAAAAGACCAAUUUGUAAAGGUGUUAAUUAUCUAGUUUUCCAUAGAUGACUAGGGAUAAGGCAUACAUUCAGACAGCCACUAAAAUAAACAUUUUUUCAGAGUGAGACUCCAAGAAAUUUGCUACUGAAGUUUUACUGUAUUUUUGCCCUUGCUAGGUGUUUGCUCUGAAGUUGACAUACCCACAACCUGUAACUCACUGGAAUGUCAAACAGCUAAGACAGGCUGUCAUUAAUGGUCCACUUCAACAUCCUGGGUUAGGAUCUUGAUUGUAUGCCUCCAAAAAUUCACUGUGUACACUUAUGUAAAAUUAACUUUAAGAAUUAAUAAUUGUUGAGCUAAAUACACUAUUUAUGUUGUUCAAGAACAGUGCUACCAAAUAACUUACUUUAUGGCAAUAGUUGUCCUUAUUGUAUAAAAGGUAAUUGUGCAUAAAUUAAUUUAGUUCAUAUAUGCACGUGCUGUAUCUUUUAGGUAGGUCUCACUUUGUCAAGGAAGCACCUUGUUUUGAACUCUGCUGCCUUUUUCCUGUUUAACAGGGCGACCUUUGUUGAAAAUGAAGAUGGCAAAGUAACUCUCCUCAGUAAAACUGAUCCCAACCAAAGACAGGCGAUUGCAAAGCGCUUGCUUACACCAUCAACUGACAUAAGAACUUUGGUUAGCCCUUGUAAGAAGGUAGAGUUAUGCACCUUUCUCAUUUUCAAAACACCUUGAACAAGCUGAAAAUUAUGAGCAAAAAAAAUUUCUUAAUCCUAAAUGGGAUAUUGGUCCAAGUCUAGUCUAGACUGCUCUUCUGCCUGUGGUUUUCAUGUCAGUGGAGUUUAAUUUCACACUAAAGACAAUGUUCAAUUUGGACCCAUGAUGUACUUUGAUGGAAAGUGGCUCGAUGUUCUCAUUUAGCUGCAAACUGUAACUGAGCUUUACUCUUUUUGGAAUGACACUAACCCCAAGAAUUAUACUUAAUUUUGAUUGUCAAAAAAAAGAGGAUUUUAAGCUGACUAUGAACUCAUACAAUGUAGAAAAGGAACUUUGAUUGUUAAUGACUGUUAAUUUAAUGUGAGAGUUUCAUGAAACCUUACAACUUAAUCCUACUCUCAGAUGUAAGCCUUUUCCAUAAGAUAGUGUGAACUUAUUUUUUUAAAUCUAAGUGGAUAUAGGUUAUCUUUCAUGAAAGGGCUGUUACUUGUAAAGAACUAUUGAAACAUUUGGUGCUAAAAUACAAUGCUACUGAAAUGAAAAGAAACUCCAAAUCUAGGUGGAAAGAAAAGAUUGAUAGGAAUUUAAGUGGUUGCUUUGCAAAAGCUAGAACGUUUAAAAGGAGAACCCUUCAGAUUUAGGAUUAGGAUUUAUAAUUAGUGUAAAGGAAUACAUAAAAUUUAAUCUGGUUUUUGUGACUAAAUUUUCAAUGAAAUUCACCAAACUGAUGACUUGGUUUGGUGGUUAGGGGGCAAGCUUCAGCAUAUAUCUUUUUUAAUUUUAUGAUCCUAAGUUGACAUAGACAGUACAGGUUACUUGGUGGCUUUGCUAAACAAGAGGGCAGUUUGUGGUGAGAGGAGAAGAAUUUAAGAUGAUCACAAUGAAAUAGAGAGAAUCCUCCAGAGUUUUACAAAGAUGAUAGUAUUUAUAAAAAUUAUUGUGGUCAUUUACAGGUCUAUCGACACCUUCAGAAUGGAGAUGUGUUGUUGCUUAACAGACAACCGUCACUUCAUAGGCCAAGUAUGAUGGCACACAAGGUGAGAAAAUGAAACCCUUCUUUACUAAAAGCAAAUAGUAAUUACAAAGAAGUUAAAUAUAACUAUCAGUAAUUAUUGAUAAUUCUUUAAGGUUUAAAACAGAAAUGAAAAUUAAAUCAUGCAUCUCUUCUGAACCACUAGUAGACUUUAUUCACUUGUGCUACCUGUCAUUAAAUCCUUCUCAGGGCACAAAGACCCUACUGAAUAUAUUCCUCAAUCUCAAUGGAUGGUUUUGUGGCUCAGUUAGAAGUAGUUCCCAACAUGUAUAUAAAAAGUACAGGGUUAAUCGCCAUCAAAGCCCAAUGGCAGUUUAUCUGCAAGUAAGGCUAACGAUUUUUUUUGGUUUUGUUUUUGCUUUGAGGCUCGUGUACUUCCUGGGGAAAAGACCAUUCGCCUUCAUUAUGCCAACUGCAAGUCUUAUAAUGCUGAUUUUGAUGGUGAUGAAAUGAAUGCUCAUUUUCCUCAAAAUGAAUUGGCUAGGGCUGAAGCCUACCACAUAGGUUUGUGAUCAACACCCCAACUUUAUAGCCUGUAUCCAUUUGACCUUUUUGGAUAGUCUCAAGUGCUAGUGUGCAUGUAACUGCACUAAGUAGAAUACAACUAGCAUUAAACUCAAGUACUACAAUAUUGAACUGUUGGUUAUUUUGCAUUAUAAAACAACCUGAUUGACAGGUUAGCUAUGCUUGUGUUUGGAUUGUGUCAAAGGAGAAAAGAAAAUGGACUGUACCAUUGUUCUUGGUUCUUCACAGCCUUCUGCUUCUUAAGUACUGGUAGUAUUUUCACCUAUUUCUUAUACUUUGACUUGACCUGUGGGUCAUUCAAAACACUGCACAACUUGUUAAAACACUCAGCAAUUCUACAUAUUUGAGUCUGUAGUUUGCAUGUUGGAAUAAGAGGGUCAGUUAUCGAUCAUCUUAUAAUAGUUAGACCAUUUUAACUGGUUGAACCAUUUUAUUUUGGUAGACUUUUUUAGCCAACUGUAAGACUUUAUGUAGUUACACCAUGUUAACCAGCUAGAUCAUUUAAUCUACUUACACCAUUUUAACUGCUUGUAACAUUUUAUCAAGUUAGACCAUUUUAACCGGUUGGACCAUUUGAUUUAGUUAGAUCAUUUGAUAAAGGCCAUUGUAUUUAGCUAGAUUAUUUUUGCCAGGUGGACUGAUUUAUCUAAUUAAACACUUUACACCUGUUGGAUCAUUUCAUCUAGCAGUAAUGUUUUAACAGGAUAGGCCAUUUUAUCUAGUAAGAUCAAUUUUCUACUUUUGACAGUUUUAUCUAUGUAGAUCAUUUUAGCCAGUUAGACCUUUUGACCAGCGGGCCAUUUUCUGUAGUUAGACCAUUUCUAACAGUUGGACAAUUUAUUCUUGUUAGGUAAUUUUCUCUGGUUAUACAUUUAAUCCAUAAGAUCAUUUUUAUUGGUUGAGGCAUUUAUGUUAGUAGGAACAUUUUAUUAAGUUAGACCAUUUUAAUUGAGCAGACCAUUGUAUCUUAAUACACCAGAACUGGUUGGACAAUUUUAGCAAAUUAGAGCAUUUCAUCUAGUAAGACCAUUUGAACCAUUUGGAUCAUUUAAUGCAGUUACUCUAUUUUAAACAGCUGGAUCAUUUAGCUAGUUUGAUCAUUUUCCAUCAGGAACAUUUUGUCCAGCAUGACUUGUUGACUAGUUCUACCUAGUCACACCAUUUUGACUAAAUGGACAAUUUCAUCUAGUCAGACCAUUUUAACUGGUAGCAUCAAUUUAUCAAAUUAGACUAUUUUAAUAUGUCGGAAAAUUUUAUCUAGUUAGACCAUUUUCACAGCAUUGACCAUUUUAGCUAGUUACACCGCUAAGACCUCUUAAACCAUCGUAUCUUGUUCGACCUUUCAAACCAGUUGAGGAAUUUUAUAUAGUUAAGCUAUUACAACCUUUCAAGUUAAUUUUCUGGUCAAGCCAUUUUAAACAUUUAGGUUAUUUCAUCUACAUAGACUCUUUAUUCAGUAAAAGCAUUUUAUCUAGUUAGACAACGUUAACCAAAACCAUAACCAAACAGAGUAGUUGAACGUCUAUUUGUAAACACCAAGAAUAAGAUUUCUCAACUUCUGGUUCUUGUGGUACUUAAGCUCCCUAAUGAGUUUAUUUGACUAUUUUAACAGGUUGGAUCAUUUUAGAUUGGUUAGCAAUUUAGCUGUUUGGAACAUUUAACUCAGCUAGACCAUUUUAAGUGGUUAUGUCAUUUUAAUCGGUUGGACCAUCUCAACCUCUUGGACCAUUUUUUAUAAUAAGAACAUUUUAUCUACUUAGACUAUUUUAACCAUUUAGAUCAUUAUAACUUAAAUACUGUUUUAACAGGAUGGACCAUUUUAGCUGGUUUGGUAAUUUUAUAUAGAUAUACCAUUUUAAGAGGAUAGGUCAAGUUAAUCAGUUGGAACAUUAUCUGAUUAAACCAUUCUAACCAGCUGAACCAUUUAUCUAGUAAAAUUAUUCAAGCCAUUUAGAUCAUUUUGUUGGUUAGACCAUUUUAACAGGAUAAACUACUAUUAAUAGCUAGUCAAACCAUCCUAGCUGGUUAGACCAUUUUAUCUAGCCAGACCAUUUUAAAGGGUUGGUUCAUUUUGAUCAGUUGAAAUGUUGUAUUUAGUAAGGCCAUUUAGACAUGUUAGACCAUUUUAUCUAGCUAGACCAGUUUAACUGGUUAUUUCAAAAAGAAGUAAAGCAUGCCAAAACUUUUGCCACUUAUUGAAAGGUGAUCCAGGGAAAAGUUUCUUGAACACCCUAAUAAUGUUGGAAAUUUUUUUUCUGAUGUAAUACUAAGCAGACAGGAAAAUUUGUGUAAAUCCUGCAAAAGGGUGUUAUUAAACAGUGUGGUUGGCUGGGUACCUGAUAUGAAUAGUUCUUACCAUGAUUUAGUUGGUACCUUUUAAUUUGAUUUGUUCAGCCAGCACAAAUUUUCAGUACUUGGUUCCGAAAGAUGGCACACCACUUAAUGGACUAAUUCAGGACCACAUGGUGGCCGGAGUGAGGAUGACUAUCCGAGGACGCAUGUUUAAGAGGUGACUGAGUCAUGGGGUGCUUCUAAGACAUAAAUCAGAGUGUAUGAAGACAGAAAAAGCACCUAACCCAAAGCCCCUCCCAUAUCCCUCCCAAAGCCUGUAGUUUGGUUGUUAGAGCAACUUAAAACAACGAAAGCUGAUGCAGGUGUAGUCAGUACUCUUUUGAGAAAAAAUUUCAUCAACUAGCUCCUGUCUAAAAUGUUUUGAGACAGAAACUUAGUCCAGUAUGUAAGGUCAAAGACUAUUGUAUAUAAACUUUCAAUGGGUAGCAAAUAGAUAUGCAAAGAACAUUUUUACCUACUUAUUGGCUUGCUUCUUUCAGUCGUAACCAGGAAAGGGUUUUAGUUGUGGGAUGGGACUCCAUUCAAACAGCUCAUAGUUAUUUUGUCAUUUCACAAUUUUUCUUCUCUGAAGUCUAUAUUUUUGCUAGGUUUCUUGGCUAGUAUCCAAACUUAGAAUGUGGGCCACUGAGUCUUGAAUGUUCUUCAGUUUUGUUUUGUUAUGCUGCAUAAAGUUGGUCUAGAAAAUAUGUGACCCUUUUAACCAAUUAGUCACCAAACUUGGUUUUCACUUGGUCUUUUGCACUUCCCACACUUCAGGUUGUUUAAUUGACUUUAUUUGCAGUUCUGAUUGUUUUCUUGUGAGUUUUAUUUUGAUUUACUGGUAGAUUUGGUUUUGUUGGAUACACUCAAAAAGUGUUUUAUAUGCAGAAUUGCAACACAAUUAUAUAUCUAACUUUACUGAUGAUAUUAUGCUACUUUCUGUAUGUAUAUUCUAAUCAAAAGUCAUCUUACGUGAAUCAAUUAAAUACUUCACAUAUAUUUAUCAUUUUUUAGGUCAGAUUAUCAGCAGCUUGUUUAUAGUGCUGUUAGUUUCAAGAACAGGAAGAUAAAGAUGCUAAGGCCUUGCAUUGUCAAGCCUUGUGAGCUGUGGUCAGGAAAGCAGGUCAGUGUUUCAAUUGAUUGUGUAAACUCUAUGUGUUUCAUUAUUUAAAUAGACCCCUUAAAUUGCUAAAGUGGCAAGAGGUGUUUUAGGUCAUACCACAGUCAGUAGAUGCAUACAAGACAGUGUGUAUUGAUCAAUAUAAUUCUUCUUCAAGCCUUCAAGGUAAACUGUGGUGUAUUGCAGGGAUCAUGGGAUUUACCCUCUUUCUUCUUCCAUGGUCCCCUUUGGUUUAUGUAAAAGUGAUCUAGUAUGUUGUUGAACUACAUGUUGAGCAUCAUCUCAUGAUUGUAAGUUGUUUAUGAGGUUAAAUUGAUUGAAUAGUAAAUUUGAGCUUAUUGAUGUCACAUUACAAGUAAAGAAAAUAUACCUAUGCUCUUUGUCUGGAGAAACUUCACUAUGAAAAAAGAGCAGACUUGAAAAAAGGAAAGGAAAAUUACAUUGUAAGCAUCAUAGGAGCACAAUGGAUUUAAGAAUAUGGAGAGUCCACAAUCAUCAAAUGAAUUGUUAUGAGAACGAGAAUUCAUAUUCUUAGAAACAUAAUGGUUGUUAGACACAAAGAGCUUCAAUUAUGUUAUUUUUGGCUGUUUCACAGGUCAUAUCUACAGUCUUGCUUAACCUCAUUCCAGAGGAAGCAAAGCUACUGAGUAUGCAAGGGAAAGCCAAGAUUGUUGGAAAAGUAAUUAUUUGCUUUAAAGUGUUUUUAAGAGUAUUAGUCUACAGAGUCUACAAAGAUUUCUCUUUUAACCUCAUUACCAUGAAUAACUUUGAAUAGAUAAAGUUAACUAUUAGUAAAGAAAACUGAUUAUGUGAUGAUUAUAUGAUUAUAUGGUUUUUUUUUGGUUUUUUUUUCUUCGGAUACUGUGAAAUGAAGAAUUGGAUCACUGGUAAACCCAAAGAGCACUUUCUUGGAUUAUUUUCAUUGAAGGGAGAUAUGAUGUCGGAGGCAGAGGUAAAAUAAAGAAAUGACUUAAACAAAUUUAGUUGGUAAUGUCACCAUGACAUUUUAUAUUCGUAAGGACUCUCAUUCUUGAUUGUUGAUGCUUAGCAUCCUGUAUGAUUCUUGUUAUGACAUAGGAAUUGGCUGUUGAUGUUAGAUUGUUAGAAAUUUUGAAGUGAAAAAUUAGUGACAAAAAAGAAAUAGACUCAAGCUGAAUGUGAUAUACAUUUUUUCAAUUUCACCCUUCAGUUCCGUUUUUUUGAGUAUGGUCUUGUAUGUAUUUGAACUGUCUUGUAGGGAGUCAGUAACCAAAUACAGAUAUGUAAUAUAUAUAGUGUCUACCUUAUCCCAUGGUUUGAUAUGUAAUAUGGGAAGAUAAUUCACAAGUUGUGUUCUAUUUUUCUUGCCACACAGGUGAAGUGAUCUGAACAAUGAACAAAAUGUCUGCUUGUGAUAUAUUUUAAACCAUAAAAUAAGGGAUUUACUAUCCCAGCAUUAUUUCAUUUUGUAGUAUUUUGGUUUCCUUUUUUAGAGACAUUUCUACUGGCCUAACUUGAGCAUCACAUCGACCUUAUACAAAGCAUACAGAAGACAAAAACAACAUAGAGUGUUCCUUGUGGCCACAAAAAAAUCUGAUGCACUUAAAAUUUUUUUGCUAAAAAACACAAGCCACCAAGGCCAUUUUAUUGCUUUGUUUUUUACUGUAUUUUUGCAUUGUUUUACCAUGCAAUGGGGGAGAUGCGGUGGCCUAAUGGUUGCUGCGCUGGACUCCUGGUCAGUAAGUCCAGGGUUUGAGACCUGACCUGGUUGUUGUGUUUGGUUUUUGGGGAAACCACCUUGCUUUCACAUUGUCUCCCUCAUCCAGAAAAUGGGCAAAUUGUCUAGGAUGCUUGAUGAAAUGCUGGGGAUAACCUUGUAAUAUUCUGACAUCCCAUCCAGGGGGUAGUAGCAAUAUUCCCAGUUACUUCAUGUUAUGGAAACCAGGAUAAGUUGCGGCUGGAUGUGCCAUUUGGCUUGAGCACAGACUUUACCUAUAGUGUAAUACUGUCAUAUUUUGCGCAUUCUAUUGCCCUAAAAUGGCUUAAUGGUGUGGCGAUAGAACAAGAAUGUUUAAUAUCCUAUCUUAUUCAAUGGUGACAUAACAUAUUAUCACAUAUUAAGUGUGUAUCGUUUGUAUUCACACAUAUGAAUAUAGGUGGUGGUUCGUCAAGGGCAUUUACUCAGUGGAGUGUUGGACAAAGCGCAUUAUGGGCCUACUUCUUUUGGUUUGGUGCACUGCUGUCAUGAGGUAUUUACAUAAAAGCUCUGGGGAAGCGGUAUAAUUAAAUUUAAUGAAAUACAGAGGUUUUGAGGAUAUAGGUAGAGGUAUGUAUUUCAAAUCUUUGCAAUUUGUUAUGUUCCAUAAAAAAUCUUAGACCAACAACCCUGUUUGAGGGUCAUACACAAUGGUGUGAGCACAGCCAGAAAAAGCUAUUAGUCUCUUUGAGAUGUGAGCUUAAAGAAGAAAGGACAAAAGAGAAAGAGUGAAAAGUCAUAUACUAAAAUGCUUAAUAUUGACUGAGUUACUUGUUGUUUUUAAGUAUGUAUGUUAUAUUCCAUAUGUAUGUAAAUCAUCUUUAGACUAUGUCUUAGUGCCAUAAGUAUUAGUCUUGAUUGAGGUAUACCAAUAUUCACAAAUGUUGUCACCAAUCACCACAUAAAUGGCAUUUUUUCAACCAGUUUAGCUUUUAACCUAUUAGGGAUGACCAGCCACUGUCUCUAUUUUUAUCCAGGAAAUUAACAUAUGGCCUAUGUUUAAAAACAACUUUCCAUCAGUGUGGAUGUUUUUUCUUUUGUAUGGUUCUACAAACAAACAGUUUUAUGGCUUUGUUUGUAAAAAUAACAAAACUUUCUACCGCCUUGAAUAAUUUUUCAAACAAAGACUGUCAUUGUAACAAGCAUAAGGUUUUGCAAAGUGGGGAACAGCAUUGGAUGAUUCAAGCUAGAUACCAGAUACACACAACUUGUUGUAAUUUUUAUGGUUGAGUUACCUUAUACAUGCACUUAAAAAAUUUUCAACAAGAUGUUCUUAUUAUUAAUAAAUUUAUGAAAAGGUUUGCUAGGCCUGUUGUCUACUCAUUGAAAUUACUCUUAAAUGUUUACUUUCUCAGUUGUAUGGUGGAGUAGUAGCUGGAUAUCUACUUACUGCUCUGGCCAGAGUGUUCACAACUUUCCUUCAAUAUCAAGGAUUCACCCUAGGUGUAGAGGACAUCCUAGUCAAGGAGAAGGCGGACAACAAAAGGCACAAAUUUAUAAAGAAAGGGAGAGCAUCUGGAGUUGAAGCUACAAAAGAGGCUCUUGGUUUGUUUGGUGACUGUGAAAGGUAAAUGGUAUUCACUAGGUGUGGACUGGGUAUGGACCGGGUGUACUCAUGUUGACUACUUACUUGACAUAGUCUCUGCAUGCCAAUUGUGACACAACCUAACUUUGAAAGGGUAGAUAACUCAAUAAUGGAAAGUCACAAUUCUCCUCACUGGUCUGCACACAUUUUCUUACAACAACAACAGUGAGUCUAAACACCGUAACAGACAGAGGUUUGUUUUGGGACCAGACAGUUUAUCGAGUGUGUAUCCUACGUACAUAAAACACUUGACUAUUACAUCAAAGGUAUUCGACGGAAACACUGAAACAAUGGUGUAGUAAUCAGGAAGAAAUUACAAAGACUAACAAAAUAUAGAAACAAUCAAAACUUUCUGUGAGAGGGAGGGAAACUAAGACGUUCUUAGAGGCUAGAAAUAAAGUUGUUGCUUGCUUGCUUGACUACUAUCAAAACUGCACAGAUACGUAAGUGGUGAUAUACUAGAGUAAUUUUGAAAUUAAAACACGUAAGUGUGGUGCAUGGCAAUUGGCUCUAUCCAAUUACUAUCACUUGCAUGCUGAAGAGAAUGGUAUAGAAACCAUGUGAUUUUGUCCCUGUUCUUAAAAACCAAUUUACAAAUUACUGUAUUUGAGAUUUCAAAGAGUAACCUAAUAAUUAACAACCUGUCUUUGUAUAAGCUAAGAAUGUAACUACGAACUCUGCUCUCUUGAAAUCACUCAAUGAUCUGGCCUCAUUCCUAUCACAAACAACUACUGCUCUUGUUAUCACUGUAAAGUUACAGGUUUCCAAAGUCUCCUUUAAAGAUCUGGCAAUCAUUCUUUGAUUAUCUUGGCCUUUUCUUGCAAUAAUGUACUGCUAUUUUGUGCUUUUCCAGUAAUUAACAUUACCCUACUGUCAACCCAAACCAUAACCCCAGUGCUUAGGAGUUGGCCUGUAGAGUGUUACACCAGCUAUUUAAAACAUAAGUAUUUGUCCGUUGUUACCUACAUGGACAAACAGGGCAUAUUUCUCUCCAACUGCUUCGUUUGCUAUCGAUGGGGAUCCAGUUUAAUGAUACUUAUUUUUCAGAUAUGAAUUACAUGAAUACCUAUCGUAUCAUUUUGUUGAAACUUAAGUUGCAAUGAAAUAUGACAUACUUCUCGCAGGCAAUUAAGUUUUUCUAGUUUUGUGAUCACUUUUUGUUAUGGAUGGUCCUAGUUCAACUCUGGAACAAAAGCUACAGGAGGCCCACCAUAACAAGGAUGGAAGUGAUAUGAAACAGCUUGACCUAAGCAUGAAAAAGAAGACAGACCAUUACCAAGACAUGAUCAACAGGGCUUGCAUUCCCUUGGGUCUUCUCAAGAGGUUUCCUGAAAACAAUCUUCAGCUGAUGGUUCAGUCUGGGGCUAAGGGCUCCUCAGUCAACUGCAUGCAGAUUUCCUGCCUCUUGGGGCAGAUAGAGCUGGAGGGGCGCCGACCACCCCUUAUGGUCAGUGGAAGGUCUUUGCCCUCAUUCCUGCCAUAUGAUAGCAGUCCGAGGGCUGGGGGAUUUGUUGAUGGGCGUUUCUUGACAGGAAUCAGGCCACAGGAGUAUUUCUUUCAUUGUAUGGCAGGAAGAGAGGUACAUUCGCAGUUUGAUAUUAAUUCAUCCUGAAUAUUGGAUAUCUCUUGAAAUUUUUCAAAAAUUUGGUCUUGGUAAUAGAGCUUAAGGCACAAGUUAAAGUCAUGUUUCAGUCUUCGAUAUUCAUAAUUGUUGCUUCAAUUGCAGCUUUUUCAGUGUGAGUCGAUUCGUCAGCCAUCAUCCAUUUUUCAAAUAUGAUUAUUUCUUCUUAACGUGUCGUGUACAAUGUCCAGCUUCGCAUCAUGUUGGAAGUAAUGAAUGAAUAUACCACAUUAUCUAUGUACUCCAUUGCAUGAAGUAAAUGAAGCUGCCUUGUUGGUUUUGUUGUUUUUAGGGUCUUGUGGAUACAGCUGUUAAAACAAGUCGUAGUGGCUACCUUCAGCGCUGUCUCAUUAAACACCUGGAAGGUCUCCUAGUCAAUUAUGAUCUUACUGUGCGAGAUAGUGACAGCUCUCUUGUGCAGUUUUAUUAUGGUGAAGAUGGCUUGGAUGUCAUGAAAACUUCCUUUCUUUCGGAGAAGCAGUUUCCCUUUAUGGCAAGCAACUACAAGGUUCUUUACAUUUGUGUUUAUAUUUUGAUCAGUGUCACACCUGUACAUUUCUGACUGACAGAGAGCUUAGCUAUACGUUUGACAUUUUUGUGUAAUCGCCAAACUGACUAACGGUUAUCAGCGAUCUGAUUUGUCGAAGAGAGUCGAGUCCCACCUCAGGUGGUGUAAUUUUAGUAGGAGAUGACGUAAGCCUUGGCCAAUUAGAGAUCGAAGGCACGUUUUCUGAGAGUUUUCAUAAAUUUCAAGGUUUUCCCUCACAAUGAAAUCACGAUAUGAAGGGUAUGUUCUGCUUGCUUAAAAAAAGAAAUAAGAUUAAAAGCUAGCUUUUUCGUAAGUUAUCGGCUAAUCGAUGAAAAAAAAUGACAAUUUUAUACGGUGACAACUUUUUUUAGUUAAAAUGACUCCAGAAAUACAUGCAAAAUACAGCGCCCUCAUGGUUCCAUGCAAUCUAGAAAUUGUAUCCUUGGUGCUUAAAAAGAUAAAACUGGCUAUGUCGAUGAAGAAUUUAAACACGUUGUUGAGUUGACAUAUUUCAAUUACUUGCACCCUGUAAAACAUGACAGAAAAAUUUUUAAGCACAAAAGUUAAAGUUCCCAUAAUGAAUUUGUUUCUAGGUGUUGCACCUCUUUCGCUCUAAUUAUCCAAAACUGUAUUGUAGAAAUUCUCUAUCGUCCUUUCGAGCUUGCAACACUGGUCCAAGUGUUUGCACUAUAUAAAGGCGUAACAGCACUUGAAUGAGCUUUUUAAUGAAACAAAUAACGUUUAAUGGAAUUUCUAUACAAAUGGUCGAAGCAUUUUCUGAAACAGCUUUUGAUUUAACUUUGUUCACAUUUUUUUUUUGGAUGAACACAGGCUUUUCUACAGCAAAUGAAUCCCAAAGCUCUUCUUCCCCAUCUUCAGUCAGAAGAAGCACUCAAGCUUGAAAAUAAGGUGUGUUGGAACUUUCAUAAUGAACUAGAACUUGAGAAUCGAUCUUUGUUGGUAAAACUUUGUGUGAUUGGCGCCAGAAUCAAGAUUAUUUGGAUUUUACACAGUAAUCGACAAGCUCAGUCUAUCUCUUUCAUAGUUUUGGUUCCAUUAAAUGAGUUCACCGUGUUCACUGUAUGAAUUUUCUUUCUUCGCCAUUUUUCUUGAUGUACCUCUACCUCUCAGAUUAAAUCCCAGUACGAGUACCGACCAAUUGCUGCCCUAACCAGUUAAUGACAUAAAAAAAUGCAUUCAUCGACAAAACAGGAAUUGCAGAUCGUUAGAUAUGCUUCCUUCCCCCCCCCCCCCCCCAAUUUUUGGGUUUCACCCACCUCAAAUGCUGACUAUUACUGAUGUGUAAAAAUGGGGCUAAAAAUAAAUAUAUUCAAAGAAGAACAUUGUUUGGACACCAAAAUGAGUUUCACAUGAUCUAAGGGUUUUCUUUCUUAAUUUGCAAUGUUUCCUUUUUAGAUCAACAAAAAGAUGAGGAAACAAAAAGAGAGUCACAUUAAAAGAACCUCACCGUACCAUUAUUUUGCUGCAGACAAGUGUAAAGAAAUACAAAAUAUAAAAUCAAGUGCUAGUCAGCUUACGUUUGGGCGAUCUGAGGUAUGGGGGUGAAUUACCUUGUAACUACCUUCGAAAAAUAUUUUUAGCUCCAAAAAGAAUAAUUAUAGUAAUGAAAAUAGCAAAAGGGCAUAAUUAAGUUUAAAAAACGUUCCCAAAAAACUUAUUAUAUUCCAACAUACUAAAGGUAAUGAAUGUCUAUUCAAAUUUGUUAUUUUGUUUUUUUAUUUUCUUCUUUUCCAUUUAGUUUAUAGAUCGCGUAGGCAAUGUUACUCAAGUGUGUCCAAAGUAAACAAAAAUCAAGAUUAGCAUGAAUAAGGUUAUCUGAUUUUUGUAGAGCAAAAUAAGAAUUGCAAUGAGAAACCGAGAGGGGUAAUAACUUUCAGGUACCACGUCACUGAUCAUCUUAAAGUGUUUGGCGGUCGAUAUUUACUGUAGCGGACAGAGUAAUAGUAAGGAAAGGUUCAGUUGAAUUUAUUGAUAAGAUGAACCACCAACUUUUCUUUCCCCUUCAGACAGAUCUCAAGAUGAUUGAACGAUGGAAUGAAGCACCCUUGGCUGUGCGCAAAAGGUGGGCUUUAUCCCAUGACUCAUGUUUCUUUUAUUUUAUCGACAAUUCUUGCAUUUUAGCAAGAGAAUAUAAAUAGUUCAUAAUCUGUUGAUUUUAGUUAAUUAAAACUUGUGCGCAGGGAUAUCACUUGAAUAGAUGAGACCCUAGCAGACUGAAACCCAGAAACUUUUGAGGUAUUCAGAUGAGUAAAUUUCCCUCGGACUUCUGCUCAGUCCCUUAAGGACAUAUAGCCUUGAAGGUGACUGGUGGCUUAGCCGCUUUGUGGUUUUCCUUUGGCGGGUUCCUUGAAAUGCCUGAGAUUCACUUUCUUUCCUCGAGGUGCCAUUGAAGGCUUUGAAAUCUUCCUCUAUGUCGUGUUAUAAUUUUUUCCAACACAUUCUCUUGUUACUGUACCAUAAUCAUCAGAAGGAUCAAGGAAGUUUCUUAGACGAUCAAAAUGAGGAAUGUAUGUCCAAAGAUCCAUCGUAGCAGAGGACUUCAGUGUAUUCCUCUUGUGUAACAUUGCCAUCAGGGGACCCUUUAAGUGUGAGGGUGUGUUUUGUCACUUCAGUCGCACAUUUUGUUACUUGCGGUCACUGACUUUCACUAAAGUGAGAGAUACCUGGAGAUGAUUGUCUUUUAACUCUUCCAUUGUAACAUCUGUGUUACUGUUGACCAAUGGAAAAUAGUUUCUAACAGAGAGAUCUUUUGGUAAUUGGCGUCUAAGAAUAUUUGAGAUGCUGGUUUGAUUAUUUCAAGGAUGUGCGUCUAUUUAAAGCAUCAUCCUUUGCAUACGCAUUGGCGUGUGAACAAUUUAUGGCCUAAUUUUUAUGUCACUCCUCUUCCUUCUGGGUAUGUAAUGAAAACCUUUACAAUUUCGAGCAAUUUAGGAAUCGGGAAGGUUUCAAACAUUUAUGCAUUGCGCCCUUUUAUAAUCUCAAAUGUUUGGCUAUGAAUAUGAUCGUAUUUCAAAUUCCCUAUCAUGGACCAAUUAUCCUCUGAGGUGAAUGAGCUCGUUUAGCUUUUUGACCUCUUAAAGAGGUUGUCAAAUAAUGUUGUUUGUCUCUCUCAGUUGACUUGUUAAUGAGUUAAGCAAAAAUAACUUAAAGGAACUUUUUUCAUAAACUCUUCAGCCAUUCAGUCAAAGAACGCACCUUUGCAUACUUAAACAGAGUGUUUUGUUGUUCAGGUAUCAUAAGAAAUCCGCACGUUUUCCUGACCCUGUUUUGUCCAAGUUACAGCCCGACAGACACUUUGGAGCUGUUUCUGAGAGAAUUUUCAUGUCUGUCAAGAACUAUAUGGAAGGAAACCCUGACAAGUGCUUGACUGAGUACGAGUCGGAAGAAAGGUUAACAUUGAAUUCAGUCAUUACAAAUAGUUUUUAAAGCAUUUUGCUGGGUAAAUCUCAAGCGUAUAGCUCUUAAAGUGUUCUUCAAAUUGAUUCAUUUAAAAGAAUUGUCCUCUCUCUAGCUUAAAAAAAAACCUUUUGACUGCAGCACAGAGUGGUUGUGAUGACAGAAGUUUCCUACCAACCAACGCCUCUUUUUUCCAUUGUAUCGUAACAGAAUGUUUAGAGUCCAGUUAUUAAUAAAUUUAUCCUAACGUUGAAAGUAAAGGAAUACGUUAUUUCAAAGCAAAAUACUUGAAAUUGUUUUGGCUCUUUUUAAUGAGCUUCAAAAAGAAUAAAUAUUGGCUAAAAACUAUUGUAUACGUCCUUUGCUCAGUAUUCAACAAUAUCAAAAGGAAAUACUGGAAAAUUGAGCUCAAAGUGAGUGUAGUUGUUUUUUUCAGUUUGAAAUUACCAUCCAGUAAGUUCAAAAACCUGAUAUACCUGAAAGCGUUCCGUGCCUUAACUGAGCCAGGAGAAGCUGUAGGACUGUUGGCAGCUCAGGUGAUGGGUUGCCGAUUUUUUCCUUUUACCUGUUUAACUUAACUUUGAAUGUUUGGACAGCUGCUCUUCUUUGUUUGAAAGACCAAAAAUGAUGCCCAAACUAAGCUCGAAAUGUAUGGUUCAUUAAAUUGAAGUUGUUCAUUUUCAUACAUGUCAUGUCUCCUAGAAGAAGAAUUCCAUUUUAAAGAAAUAUAAUCAAUUCUUCCCAAAGCAACAAUGGUUGCAAAACUCCAAAACAUUACAAAAGAUCUUGUUUCGUAAACUGUAUUUUGAGCACAAGGUCAUUGUUGUUGUUGUUGUUGUUGUUUUAUCAGUCUAUUGGUGAACCCUCUACUCAAAUGACACUUAAUACGUUUCACUUUGCCGGCCGGGGUGAGAUGAAUGUGACUCUUGGAAUUCCAAGAUUAAGGUAAUUGUUUAAAUUUGUUUAUGAAAUUUAACAUAACAUGUGCCUUUUCGUAAAUACUAGCUUUGCAAUCUUGUCUCGUUAAAGCGAAUACCUUUAUUUUUUGUGGAUGGAGCAGUUUUCAAUUGAAUUUUGAAAACUCAUAACCAACUUGAAGUAACCACAACUGAUAGUCAGGGCAAAAGUUAACAUCAUCAUUUACCAAUGAGAACUCGAAGUAAAAACAGGCAACCUGCUUGAAGCGCGGGAAAACGCGAGUGACCAAGUUGGAAUUUGUGUAAAAUUUGCGUUUUAAUGAUUGAGAUGGCGGGUGAGUUUUCUAGAGCAAUCACAGAGUGAGAUAAAGCCUAUCCAAAGCAAUCCAGGAUCACUUUCCAUUCUCAUCUGAAAACUUCGCUAGGUUAAAAGCUAUAAACGUUUUGAUGAUAGAACCAUUCGAUAGAAUAUAUUUCAUGCCGCACGACAGCAACGAAUCUGUUGUGUUUUUGAGGUCAGUCAGUCUCCAAUUGAUGUGUGAUGACGGUGAUAGUUUUCUAGUUCUUGUCGCGAAAUGUGAAUUAGACUUCUUGUCUUGGACAUGGGGCUUACUGAGAUGAACUUAACAAACGCUUAGAAUCCCAACUAUAUUCUUCUUCACUUUAACAGAAUUUGUGUUUGACGAAAUCGUUGAAUUCUUUUGUCAUUUGAAUUUGGUACUUUUUCAUAUUGUAGUUGAAUUUCAUACCCACCACAUUUACAGAGCGCUGUAGUGAAUGUUAUUUUAUUUAAAAAUACGUUCGCAGGGAGAUUUUGAUGACUGCUAGUGCAAAUAUCAAAACCCCGACCAUGGACCUCCCUCUUAAACCAAGGAAGAGGUCACAGAAGCUUGCUAAACAGCUGCAGAGGCAAUUAACCAAAGUUACUUUGGCGCAGGUACGACACUAUAUUAUUUUUUGUCCCAAAUGACGUCCUGUUCAUAUCAUGACUACUUUAUUGCGCUUUGUCUGAUAGACCCUACUCCAAAAUGACAACCAAAAUCGAAACUUUAUCAGCAUGUACUGAAAAGUUAUUUAUUUGGUGUAUAAAAUAUAUAAAUGAAACUCGAACUGAUUUUUUCUGGGUUAAAACAACACCUAGCCCCACAAAACUUUGUAACAUACACUCUCAACCUCAUUAAUAAUCCAUUAGAUCAACUACCAAUCACCGGAUGUAUACCACAUCACGUUUGUGUGUUUCGAUACCCAAUGAAAAACAAUACAUCAUUCUCCAGUGAGAGUUUGCACAUCGACAACUUGCACAAAGUCAUUGAAUACUUAUUAGUCAUAAGUAACCUUACUUAGUCCAGGCCAUUUCCGAUCCAAAGUCUUACUACUGCGGCACGAAGACAAUUGUUGGGAGAAAUUGGCAAAAGGGUAGGGAUGAUACAUCGCACACAAGUCAAUUUAGAACUCUUUAUUUAUUAUUUGUUUAAAAGUGAUAAUUUAUUUUCGACUCGAGCUCGUUUUUCAUCGGGGUAUCCAAACAUCUUGUUUCUCGGUGUUUAGAUACGUCAAUGUUACACUCACUCUCGAUUUGGAAUUAGUACAAAACAGAAGGUGAUUAUUUGGUAGCCCAUGAAAAAGUCUGUUACUGAUUGUGUAACGCUCAGGUUAUUAGUUAAAUACCUGAGAUAUUGUCUAAGCGCUCUCUAACCUGUCUUGAAAUUGGCAUAACAAAAAUAGCGUUCCUUAAUAACACUGCUUCUGGUGGGGCCAAUUACGACUCCAAAUGUCUAUUGUCUUCAGCGUGAAAGUAGCUAGUCGACUUUAUGCUUACUCUGCCCAUUACAUCUUGUACUAAUGAAGGGACUGUUCUUCUGUCGUAAUGUUGUUUUUCUACCAGAUUAGCUGAAUGUGCAUAUAAGUAAUUGAUUGUCUGCGCUUUCCUUUUUCUUUCUUGUUUUCUUGUUAAGCUGUACCAUAAGUACCGGGAGUCUGGUAGUUGACGAGUACAAUAACUCCACGAUAGUGGACUGACUCUGAACACGCUGAUUGAUUUUUCUUUUAACUUUGGUUGCCUAUAAAUAUUGCUGAACAUGUUCGUACGUUUCAUCAUUAUGACGUAAUGAUCUAUCCAUAUCAAAACUUGCCGUAGGCUCGAUGACGAGUUGCUGAAUUUAAAAAGAAGCACACUUCCGCUAGGCUCAUAUAUAACACUGAUUGAAUUUUUUUUUUCCUCUAGGUAUUACAAUCUGUGGAUGUGUGGGAGUCAUUGCCAUCCAAAACUUCUACUGGAACACGGUGAGAAACUCUAAACUGGCAAGUAAGGUGCAAUAAAGCAUGUAAAUUUCAGCAUAUUAGGUGUACACUGUACGGCACGAGUAAAUACACCUUACUCGGUUGUUUAACGUAUAAUACGCGUGGACAUGUUGCGAGUUGCGUCCUACGUUUCCAAGCCCUGUACCAGAAAAGGAGUACUUGAUCGCUAAUUGAGAGAGAAAGGUUUACUUUCGCCAUAAAAUAAACUUUUAGAAAGAAGCUAUACUUCAAAACAAAGACAAAAAUUUUAAUUUCCUAUCAUGUGACAGUUGCCGUAACUUUUAGGAGCAUUUUCUAAACAGCAAAAGGAAUUGGAAUGUGCUUUUUGUCAGAAAAUUUUGAAACUUGUAAACCUAAGCCAAACUGUAUGCUUCAAACUUCAUACUCUUCAGUGCUCUGAGUUUUUUCUAAGCCUCCCCCCUUAAAGAAAUCUGUAAUCAGAUUUAGCUGGUAGUUUAUAAUUUUAUGUAUAUUAUUUAUUAUGAUGUUAUGUAUGUUUCUGUUAUACAGAAAUCUUGCUGUUGUACUGUGAGACUUAUCAACGCAAGUUCUUAAAGCAAAGUUCAAGUUCUUUUUGUUUUUCUUUAGAGAAAGGUGGUACCGCAUCAGAUUUCAAUUUCUUAGCGAGUUGUCAUUCAAGGUGAGACUAUCUAAAAUGGCCUUAAACGUGUACGUUAUCAAAUUAUCACACUAGUGGUACUUUGCGUUUUUAAAACAUUUCCAAUAUAACAAAUUCAGUUCUUGCUUUGGAAUAACGCUAGCUUCUCUUAUCUUCUCUUCCGUGAGACAAAGCCACAGUAAUAUUCAUUUUUUUUUUUGAAAUUUUUUGAAAUUUUUAGGUUUUUGUAGCACAAUUAACUCACAAAAAUCGUUUCUGUUUUCUUUGAUUUGACUAUCUUCUACCGCUUUUUGCGACUACAUUGCCGAAAUUGUCCAAAAAUUACGAACCUAAGUCCGCUCCGCUUCCUUUUGGCUUGCGCAGGACCAUCUCGUCCGCUCGGAUACCCAAUCAGAUCUUAGGACUCACUUAAUAUUGCCUCGUUACUCAGCGUCAGAAAUUCCUUACGCAAAGUAGCAUUUCUGCCUAGUUUUCUUUUUUUAGUUAAAUGGACGAUUUUAUCGUAUUUUUUUUAUUCAAAGCUUUCGCCCGCUUACGGCAUCCUUGGUGAAUUUAACGAUAUAUGUUUUUUACGUUCCCUGACAAUGCCGUAGAUCGGCGGAAGCUUAGAGUUAAUAAGAGAGACAGUAGCUCAAGGCCUCAAUGGAAUCGUUCAUUUAAUCAACUUGCUACUAACGGACAACUUCAAACGUUCUCUUUUUUCCUGUUUUCGUUUUAUUGAUCCUCUUUAUAUCGUCCGGCUUAUUAAAUGUCUGCGAACCUAGAAGCCGUGAUUCUGGGCAAGCAGCAAAACAUUCAAUUUCAUUCACCUUUGCGAUUCGCGGCGACCUCAAAGGCGGUAAAACUGAGAGGAUGAAAACUUUCGUAUGCGGCCUUUGAUUGGUCAUAAGUUGUUCUCCCUGGAGAGAAAAAUCUUAUGGCCCAUCGCAUAGUUUCUAGUCUUUAACAGCCCAUUUUUAUUUGACAGCCUUGUUUAGAUUAAAUCUCAGUAUUCGUAUUGCAAAUGUUAUUGCUUGUUCCGUUUGCUCAUAAUGAUCCAGCGUUUACGUGGAAUUUAGAUUUCUAGUCGUUCCUUAUCUUGCAGGAUGAGUUGAUUGUGAGAUCAGAAGACGUUCUUCACCACAUGGAGACAGUUUUUAUUAAAAGAGUCAUUGGGGCCGUCAUUAAAGCCGCUAAAGUUAAACGUGGUGAAAGGUCAGUUUAAUAGCCACCCUUGGUGGUUCGAGGGAAUCAGUGGCGUGAGAGUUCAAUUUACUUUGAGUGGACAAGAACAAGAAUGAACCAAACUAAACGAUAUGUGAAUGAAAGAAACAUUUCCUUUCUCUCCUUCAGGACUUCAAUUUGCAAGCAAUCGUGUAUUUCUCCAGAUCAUCAGAUAACAGUUACUUGUCAGUUUUAGAACUUUCUAAGCAUCCUUGUUCAGCACGAAGCAAAAGAAAUGGCAUCUUUUCUUUUUUGAGCAAGUAAAUGAAGAGUUUCCAUUUUGAAGCUCACACUAUGCUAUUUGUAGUCAAGGCACCUACUCAUUUUAUUUUUGUAAACUUUAGAACUAUCGAGUCUGUGAAUAACACAGAGCAGCAGAGAAAUGAUAGGGACGAAGAAAGAAGUACCCAGCCUGGUAAGAGUAUUAUACGGACCGUUUUAUUAUAGAUACAGUCAAAGUGUCAGUGAUUUUAAGUGCUUUCCCCCCUAAAUUACCUCCUAUGAAUCCGAAUAGCUUUCCUUGAAAAUCUCCCUGAGCCCUGGGAACUUAAAAAGGAGAAUGACAAUUACAGGGCUAUUGACACCAAUCGAUACGACUUAGCUAAUUAUAAGUGAUUGAUCGAAUGGAUGCUUGUGUUUGCGCAAAGGUUCAUGGAAUCGCCAAGGGCUAAACAUCGCAUUUUGACAGAAGGAAAUAUUUGGGGAAAGAUUAUUUCAACAUCCCUAAAAAACGAUUGAGGAGAGAGAUCAUCGCUUAUUUCUUCGCUCUCAGGAACAACAGCUCUCGGGAGGAAUGAAAUUUUCCCUAUCCGCAACGACUUCUCUCCUUUAAGGAGGUAAAUUCUCAGAUUUUGCCAUAACUUGAUUAUUGAAGAUGGCUGUACACACGUCAAUACUACUGAAAAUGCGUUUCUGGGUUAUUUUCCUCGCGAUCUAUAGUUAUUUUUGUAAUAGUGUGAAAAUCGUGUGUAAUCGUGAAAAAACGAUCAUCCCCUCCUAAUUGGUUUUUUUCUGACGUCAUAACAACCUUUUUUCAUGUUGAUCCUUCCAUCAACUCGCAAUAUGUGCCCCCUGGCGAUACCAUAAACGUUUGCCCAUAACACAAGGAUCCAAUUACUGGCAACUCAUUCAUUGCCAUCUGGUAGUCUCGCUGAGUCUUUUAUUGGAAAGGAAUAGCUUGCGUUGACAUUGUUUGCUAGAUGAUGACGACGAUGAUGACAAUGCUGAUCUUUCCGAUGAAGAAGCUGCUGAUGGUGAUGCUAAUGAAGCAAAACAGAGGCAGAGACGUCAGCAGGUGAAAUGACUACAUGGCUCAAUUUACAUUGCGACUGAGCUGUAAAAAUAAGGAAGUGUUGGUAAUAGUUUUGCCGUUUAUUUUAAAGAAACAUGAUAAUUGCCACACUAAUAAGGCAAUGAGUGAUACUUUUAAUCGUCCUGCUUGCCGAAUUAGUUCUCUCAUUUUCACGAAUGAAGCUCUUUCAUAUGAACGCUGCCCAAAGUAACCUUGCAUUGAAACUUUAAUUGUAUAAUCCUUAAUAUGGCAUUAUCCAUCAUGCAGCAUGCCAGCUAUGAAGCCCCGGAUGAGGAUGAACAGAUGGUUGAACGUGAACUUGAUGAUUCCUCUGAAGGUAAACCGAAAAAAACAACGAAAACAUCACUGUUCUUACAUAAUUACACUCAGCAAACUGUUCCUAAAUAAUAACACUCAGCGAAGUUUUAAGUAAUGGUUGUCUGAGGUAAGUCUGGUAUUCAGCGUUGUUUUCUGUUAGUCGAAUUUUGCUUGUACUUCGUGAUUGUUAAUCAUUGAACUUGCUUUUAAAAUUAUUGCACUCUUUAACAAAAAUUUCACUAAUAUUUUUGAAAAUUUUGGUAAGUUGGUCCCUUAUGUUUUACUCUUUUAUUGUGUGUGGAUGUCACUUGAGUAGUACGUGGUCUUCUUUUUGUUGUGAAUUUUAUUGCAAAUAGCGAUCCUGGACAUAAUUCUACAUGUAAAGUCACUGCUUGUAGCUUGCUACAGCUGAUGUUUUUUUACAUAUUUAACUUAAUUUCUUUUAUUGAACAGAUGGAGAUAGCAGUGAAGCAACAAUCAGCUCAAGAAUGGACGCAACUAUACAGGGUACACACUAUUUGUACUAUCUUUCGAUGCAGCUUUCCUUCCUUUUCACUGGCUAAGAACACACCUCUUCACCACGCGACCUACCAAUGAUGGUCUUCUUGUGUGCAAUGUCAUCUGCUCUACUCAUGCGUAAUUGUGCCCAUGCUCUCCCGUUGAAAAUUAAUUAUCGUUUCUUCUAAGCCGUCAGGGAGAGAUUGUUGAAAUAAUUGUGAAAAACAAACCCGAUAUUCCAAUGAUUGAACAAUAGUUGAAAUCGGUCGUAAUAAAAUAUUAUGAUUUGUGAGUGUCUGGUAGAUCUACCCGCCGUUGACAAGUCAACAUUUUUUACCUUGAACACUGUCACUGGUUUAGUUUUGGUUGCGGUGGUUGUGAUUGAAAUAAGAACGACUUAUUUAUUUUAUUCAUUAUCGAUAUGUAUUUGCCUUUUUAUAUGUGUUCAUUACACUCUAUUUUUUUAGUUACCAUGUAAACAAUAAGUUCCAUUGGGGCAUUGUCUGUUCCGAGAAGUUGUGAGCCUCAAGAAAGAGUCAAUGUCAAAGUACAAAUAUGCGAGCACAGUUUCGCUCCAGACGGAGGUUACUGUGUUUAUAAUUCAUUAAUUUUUUUUCAGCGGGCGGAAAAAUAGAAUUUAUAAACAUUAUACUAUCAAAAGCGUUUACAGAGUAGAUUUUGACUCCUAAAAUUUUUGAUAUCACCUUUACUUUCUUACAACUGCAAAAUUCAAUUUUGUCUUCAAUCAACUUUUAAGAUAUUCAUCAUAUUGGACGGACUUGUUUAUAUAUAGGGGAAUAUCAUUUGAAGAAUGUCACUGUAUUAUCCACAGUUUUAGCUAGGUUAAUAUCCAUUCACUUUAUGUCGUUAAACCAAAUGCGAGGGAGCGAAAAUAUUUGGUAGAUUGAAUAUUCAUCAGUUAAACUGCUUUGUUUUACAAGGAGGUCCAGGCCUGAGGAAAGCGGUAACUACACACAUGCAAAAUAGCAGUCAAAUCUUACGUUUGUUUGAUAUCUGGCAAAGUUUAGAAGUAAUAUUAUGGACUGUUCGCGAAAAUGGAGGUUGUAGUCAUUCGUCUAUCUCUGUUUUCCAAAUAGAUGACAAAGAUUUGAAAUACAAUGAAAGUAAAGGCAAACGGAAAUCAAGGAAGACCGAUGAUGCGCGAAUACAGGUAAUCUGCUAUGAAAAAUAUCGUUGUGACUAGUGUAGACUUACAAGGCUCUCAAACCAGGAUUCUGUUUAAUGUAAGUCCACAAUUUUGCUACCUAGUCCGAAACCAAAACAAAAAUGAGUCAAUCAUGAUAUAUUGACAUUUGGAGGUACGUUUAACAAAUUUAGACAGGAUGACUAGAGUAAUGAUUAUUUUAAAAUUUUGCCAAUAUCUCACAUCCGCGCACUGCAAACGUUCACACUCGAUUCAAGAGCGCGGAACGUACAGCCAAGGCGACUGCAGAAUGGACACAGCUUACUUCAACAAUCAGUUAUGAGCACUUAUUGUGUUAUAGUCAAUGUUAAACAAUCAUUCUGAUUUGGAGUCUCAAUUGGCUACAAACCCGUGUCUUUUGAAUAAUAUUAAUUACUUGAAAAAGCAAAUAUUCUCAUGGAGAACUACUAUACCGAAGCUCUUAAUGUUUGUCAGUUGCUAAGUUGCAUUCGUCGUGAUAGCUGAAUAUGUUGAAAUGCAAGCCCACAAGACUAAAAGUGCAAGAGACGCUUUCGUAAUUUUCAUAUGAAUCAGAGGUAACCACCAUCUCUUCUAUAUCUCUUCAGCGUGUUUUGGAAAGUGACAUUCGCAUUGGAGGCUAUUCUUACGAUGUCAAGAAAGAAGAAUGGUGUGAAGUGUCCUUGAUGGUAUGUUAGCCUUGUCUUGUGUUUUUACUUUAUUCACUGAAUAUUCAGAUAUCCAUACGUAGUCUCUCUCGCUUAAACCAGUGAACGUUUUGAAAAGCGAACGUUACAUUUAAGGAAAAAAGAUUUCUUUUUAAAAGAUAACUUGAGUAGGAUCGCCAAUUAUCUUGAGUUUAUUCGUCGUGCCAUGAAUUCCAAAGAAAACGACUUCAUCAGGGUGCUUUCAUGGUACUGAUAUAUAGAAUCUUAUUUUUGCAGUUUCCUGCUGAUAGUUUUAAGAUACAACUGUUAUCUCUGAUUGAGAAACUCGCCUAUAAGGUAAGUUUAAAAAAAUCGGGUAACUUGUAUUCACACGGGUGCGUUACCUUGAAAGCUCUCACAACUUGGGUUAUUUUGGGAAUUGUUUAGUUUGUAGCGGUCGUUGAAGGCUGAGGCUGUAAGUGACGUUUUCUUGCUCCAAGUGCACUGAUAUGACACAAUGUAGCUCACCCAAGAGUACUCUGAUAUCUGUCGUACUUUAUCUCUCAACAGAGUGUUGUCUAUGAAACGCCGCACAUAAAUCGAUGUUUUUUAAUUGAAAAUAACGAUACCGUAGUGCUGAAAACAGAAGGAGUUAAUAUUCAAGUAAGUAAUGGUCGAUGUCACCGAAUUAUAUUUAUUCCUUCCUUACUUUUAAGUUGGUAAAUAUCAUGUCAAGUUGCGUAUUGCCAUCUGAACAGCUUAUUGUUAUCAACAAAAGUUAAAUCCUUGGUUAAAACUACAAUGAAAUGACUUUAAACAACUCCCACUGUUUUGUAAUUGCGGACAAUUUUUGCGAUCCCAGAUCGAAAAUUUUUUUGGUGUCCUCUCAUUAGAUAAUUAAUUUAGGGAGUGGUAGAAAAAGAAUUCUCAUCAUAAAUGGCUGACUACUGACUGAUCAACUGCAUCUUACUCCGCUUCUUCAUCAUCUUAGCCUUCAGAAUCGUUCAGACUGCUUGACUAACUUGCUGGUAUACAAAGUGACUAAUUUGGUUAAUAACAGUGAGGCACGUGCUUGACCAUUCAGACAUUGCUAGACUAUUAUGGAUUAUUGGGGACUGAUUGGUGUACUUAUAAAUCUGCUAAAUGCUUUUUAUGUACAGUGUGCUAAUUGACGUAUAGUAUUAAUUGUUGUUAAAACAUUGUCUGGGUUUUCACUUGAAGUUCACAAAGCGACGGUUUUGCAAGUGUUCUUCGUUUUUGUUGAAGCUUUGUGUUUUCAUCAUGUGAUUAACGUCAUAUGUCUGUGCAUGAUGGUUUUUUGCUUUUCACUGAUUUCCUAAAAUAUAAGUAUUGAUUAAGUUUUCCACGUGCUAUUUUAUCAGGAAACGUGGCAAUAUGAAGACGUAUUAGACUUGACAAAGGUGUAUACUAACGAUAUUCAUGCUAUGGCAAGGGUUUAUGGAAUUGAAGCUGCAGCAAAAGUUAUAAAAAAGGUAUUUUUCCUUACUUUGUUUAUUUACAAAGAAACAGUUUGUCAAUAAAGUGGCUAACAGCAACAGAAUAGUCAGAUGGUAAAAAGGAAUUGGAAUGUAUUCCUUUUGCUCAGUAAACCAGUUUCAACAUGUCCAGAAGUCAACAUUAGAUAAUGGACAUCACUACAAGGCUCUGGUGUAAGAGCCCAUCAAACACUGCGAUUUAUUUCCUAAAGCGUUUGGUGACGUCUGAAAUAUUAUUUUUCGCUCAUUUUAAGUAUCGAAAUGAUGAGAUACUCUUUCGUCCGUUCAUUGCUAGUCUAAGUUUACCUCACUGUAGCCUGCUCGUGCUAAUUCUGAAUGUCAGAAUGUCUGACUUUCUCGCAAUGAUGCUGCCAAGAAUGCUCACCGAAUAAUGGAUGGUGUUUUCCUUUAAUGCUCGCGAACUCGAAGUAAGUGAUACAUUUUGGAUUCCAGUGAUUUUAUUUGCUAGAGCACAUCCAUUUUAAGUCAACGUUGAAGCCUACUCAAAACUUAUUAUCAACUCACAGAGUGAAAUCCUACGGCACCGGGUCCGGCACCGGUCAGAGUCGGGUUUUUUUAGCUAUAGAUUGCAUCCUAUAUUAUUGCAGUAUGUUCAAUCCUUAUCCCCACAACAGUUCUUUAUCUGUCUUCGCAAAAAACACCACAUUAGUGUUCCAAUAAGUGACUUAUUGUUCCACGGAGAGUCCGAAAGCCUAAUUUUUUUUUCAUUCUCAACGUUUCGUUUUUACUUCAUUUGUUCUGUUCUCGUUGACCUUGAAAGCGCCACACUAAUGAAUCACUAGCCAAUUUCCUCUAUCGCUCACAAUUCUCAGUAGGCAGUCUUAUGAUAUCGUUGAACAUGAAGCCGAUCAAUCAUCUCAUGUUAUCCUACUUUCACUUCCUAUGCCCACCUCUCUCCCCUCCGUUUUUACUCUGGUCAGAUUUUAGGUUGUUUCACGGUUUUCUUGUUUCUCAAGGAAAUAAAGAACGUAUUCAAUGCCUAUGGAAUCAACGUAGAUCCACGUCACCUUAGUCUCAUAUCGGACUACAUGACUUACGAAGGGACAAUCAAGCCAUUUAAUCGCCUUGGACUUGAAUCAAACGCUUCUCCUUUUCAAAAAAUGAGUUUUGAAACGACGACACACUUUCUUCGUGGAGCGGUUCUUUCAGGGGACACAGAACGUUUGGUUUCUCCAUCUUCUAGACUGGUCGUUGGCCGGGUCGUUGAGAGUGGUACAGGAUGUUUUGAGCUGCUGCAGCCGCUCUGCUAAAUAUUUGGCUUAAGUCCUUUGAUCUUGUCACCUUUGGAUGAUUCGCAAAUUUAAAGUCAAACUGCGAUCGCAGGAAACGAUUUCACCUUUUUGUUAUAGCUAACUAACCCUAAGCAAUUCCUUAAAUAAUACUCCAAGUAAUUCUUUUUGGUGACUCGUGACUUAUAUGAUACCGUAUCCUCAGUUGGAACAAUAAUUGGCGAACUGCAGCGCUCAGACGCACGUAAUGAUAAGGCCAAUCUUUCGAGAUUUUACAAAUGUUUGAGUUAUGCAGAGAUGAGCUACAGGUAUAGUGAGUUAAAGAUGGAUUUUUCCAGUGAGGUAGAUGGAGAAACUCGCAUGUACAAUUCUGAUUUCACUGAUAGGAGUGAGUUUCUGAGGCAUUUUAUUUUGCGGGAAUGUAUUAUUUUUAUUAUUAUUAUUGAGGGGAACUUACUUUUUGUGGAUCGAGGAAAAUCAGUUAAAUGUUGUUGCUACAUCUUGCUUUCAAGAUGAGAUCGAAAAACUAAAAAAGAUUGACCGGUCUCACUGGUCGUUUUCGAGAACCAUAACAGUCCGUACUCUACUGCUUCUGGUUUUUCGAGAAUUCCUUAAAGUCAAGGCUGGUCUUUAUCCCUCUGCUUUUCCUCAAUAUAAUCUCUCGUGUCUACGACCGGGAGGACCUGUUUGCUCGCACGUGGGUCCUACAUUGUCUAGUUUACUCUGAAAUGUACUUAUAAAUUAUUAACUUGUCAAUAGUGCACAGAUAUGAUAGUAUAGUCUGAUCGUCCGGGUGAGUGUGAUCCUGAGAAGGACUGUUGUCGGUAGUGGAGGCUGACGUUUCGACUACUUGAGCGGAAGUCAUCAGAAUCAAGUGAAUAGUAGUUGUCAGUCGAAUGUUCUAAGUCCGAUUCGUAUAAACUGAUUGAUCAGUUUUGCCGUGAUGUUUUUGGCUUUAAGGCUCAAGUGGCGUAGGUCGGUUUCGAUUCGUCGGCAAAGUUAAAUCGUUCUGUUUUGUUCGUUUGUAACGUUAAAGAGUCGUUUGUAUGGUGCCGGAGUAGUUGACACCUGUCGAGGAGAGUAGGUGAGUCUGUUCUAAGUUACUAAACCAGCUUUCCAGAGUCAGUCGUUGAAAGUAGUUGGUUUUGUAGGUUAGGCCUAACCAACGAGUGACCUACUGACAAUGGAAAGCUGGUUUACUAACGUAGAACAGACUUCUUCCACUCAACAGGUCUCGGCUACUACAGGCACCAUAGAAACGACUCACGCUUACCCGGACGAUCAGACUGUUACCUCCGGGAUCAAACCAUUUAAAAUAUAAGAUGUAUACUGAGAAAAGGUCCUGCACAUUGGUUUUACUGUCAGCGUUACGUGGAUGCUCCCACGAUGGUAUCCUACGUAGAUAUUUCAAAUACUUGGACGUUUACAUUCAUUAAUCAUAACCAUUAAAAUUUCCUCAAAUGUGAUUUGUGUAUUAGCUGCUUUAUUAUUCACUAAUCUUUUUGUAGAGGUGUAAUGGAACAGUUGGCUGUAAUCGGACACCUGCAGUCGGACAAUUGAAGCAGCCAAUCGUAGUCCUUUCGGUCAAAUCCACUAAUCACAGAAUUUGUCACAAUCACCAUAGCAACAAC